AUGUCUGCUUUCAGCACCCCAACCACCAAAGACGCCAAUACCAAAGGUCAAGAGCCUCGGCAGAAUACCACUGCUGAUCUCAAUGACACCAAAGGUCCAGCAGGAGGUACGAGGGAACAACUGUCCAAACGUCAAAGGCUCAAAAGUUUCUUCAAGUCGCCGGCAGUCGAAAGCUACGAAAAGAACGUGUCCCGGGAGCGCAAAGACUGGGGUACCGGCAACCAAUUCGGGGGAGGUCCCUAUCGCCCUCUCUCCACGACACCGGGGGCAGCAGAUUAUUAUGCUGCAAAGGGCGCGAGUGGUCGAUGA
This is a messenger RNA of Pestalotiopsis fici W106-1, 309 nucleotides long. RefSeq lists its product as uncharacterized. The transcript has a single exon. The record is from RefSeq and is a predicted model, not a curated record. NCBI's taxonomy places the organism in Eukaryota, Fungi, Ascomycota, Sordariomycetes, Amphisphaeriales, Sporocadaceae. The coding region runs from base 1 to 309 and encodes 102 amino acids.